CCACCUCCGUCGGCAGCGUGUGUGAGAUCAGGAAUAUCUGCCGUUUUUUUUUUCCUGCCACCCACACACACACACACACACACACACGCACACACACGCACACACGCACUCCCGUUAUCCGGCGCUGAAGGCGGAGGUUCGUCUUUACCUGUCGGGUUCGCUCACCUGAGAGGACUCACCUGUUCCGACGCCGAGAAGACUUUUCUUUACUUAUCGGCUCAACGAGAGGACGCGGAGCAGGUUUACAACGAGGCGCGCGAGGGGACGCAGGGAAAUAAAACACUCCACAUCUUGCGAAACGAGCGGAGGAGCGAGGAGGAAGGAGAAAAGGGGGGACAGACUCCUUCCAUUUUUCGUCCCACUUCGGAGCUUUCCGCUCCUGUAACUUUUCUUUGGAAAUUACCGGCGUCGUCGCAACUGCGUCGGAGGAACGGGCGCACAAUCAAACAUGCCGAGGGCCUUUUUGGUGAAGAAGACGAAUGCGUCGCCGGGAAAGCGGAACUGGAGCGAGCUCCCCGAUCACGAGCGAGGGGACGUCUACAUCCCAGUCUCCAUCUUCCCGUCGUUGGUGCUGAUGGAGGCUGAAGCCAGCCCCGCGGAGGCCGCUCCGCUCUGCCUCACCAAGCACAGCGCGUCCGAGGCCCAGACGCACGCCGAGCUGCCGUCCAGCACGGCGCUGGGCCGGCCGCACGGCCCGGCGGCGGCGGCGCCGGCGCCCGAGGGCAGGUCGGACGUCAGGAGGAGGUCGCAGGGCGGCGCCACGUACUUCAGAUCCAAAAUGAAGGUGACUACAGGCGAGCCGCCCUCCGCUCCUGCCCCUCCGCCUCCCUCUCUCCGCUCUGUCUCCCCCCCCUCCCCGGCCCCUCCAUCCCCGACCCCCCACGCCGCCCUGAUGCCAGCGCCUCUGCCGUCGCCCCCUCCCCCCGCGGAGGCGGUCUCCACGAUGAGCAGGUCCCCGGGGCAGAGCCAGAGCCCGCCGCUGGGGACGGCCGGAGGCUUUGUGUGUCAGGUGUGUCAGAAGACGUUCCAGUACCAGCGCAUGUUGAACAGACACGUCAAGUGUCACAGCGAUACCAAGAGGCACCUGUGCAGCUUCUGCGGCAAAGGCUUCAACGACACCUUCGACCUCAAGCGACACGUCCGCACGCACACAGGAGUGCGUCCGUACAAGUGCACCCUCUGUGACAAGGCCUUCACCCAGCGCUGCUCGCUGGAGUCCCACAUGAAGAAGAUCCACAGCAUCACGCUGAAGUACGCCUACAAGGAGCGCCGCAACAAGCUGUACGUGUGCGAGGAGUGCGGCCACACGGCGGGAGCCCAGGACGAGCUGCUGCUGCACCUGCACGCGCUCCACCCCGACAGCCCCCUGCUGAAGGGCAAGGCCGCGAGGCGGGCGGGCGGCAGGGAGCGGGAGGAGGGGGAGCGGGAGGAGGGCUCGGCGCCGGGCUCCCCCCUGGGAGGCGACAGCGACGACACCACGGGGUCAGCGGGACAGUAGACGAGGAGCUGGAGGCAGGAGGGAUGGAGGCGUGCACACGUGGGACUGUAACGAUAGAGGAAGGAUGAGUCAGAUUACAGUGUAAAGUACUUCAUGUAGAUAGGUACAUAUUUAUGAAUGGAUGAGGGUGUGUGUGUGUGUGUGUGUAUAAUAAAGUGCUGUACAGGAAACAAGGCACCCAAGAAGUUCCUGACUUUAAUAAUAUAUAUUUUUUAUUGGGACUGAGCUCGUUAUCCUGCAUAUACCUGCAUGUUUCUGCUUUUAUGUUGCUUAUGAAUGUUACCUCUGGGCUUUUUGUACAGUGCAAACAUCAGAUGCUUCACUUAUUCAUUAAAGGGAGUAAUAUAUUUCA
Betta splendens (Siamese fighting fish) is the source of this 1850-nucleotide messenger RNA. It is a transcript of the gene ovol1a, whose product is annotated as ovo-like zinc finger 1a. The record is from RefSeq and is a predicted model, not a curated record. Gene Ontology annotation, cellular component: nucleus. Lineage: Eukaryota; Metazoa; Chordata; Actinopteri; Anabantiformes; Osphronemidae. Gene Ontology annotation, molecular function: RNA polymerase II cis-regulatory region sequence-specific DNA binding; DNA-binding transcription factor activity, RNA polymerase II-specific. Gene Ontology annotation, biological process: regulation of transcription by RNA polymerase II; epidermal cell differentiation.